UCCGCGCCGCGGGCCUUGUAGCCAUUUUAGGAGGAAACCCGGGUCGCCGGCUCGGGGCGCGGCUUCAAUUUCAACAACUUUAUUGGUCUCUCUGUACGCCGAACAGCCGGCGUGCGUGUGGCCCCGGGAUCCCGGAGCGCAUCGCCAGAGGUUGCCCCCGACUCGAGCCGCAGCCAUGGGAAACACCACCAGCGAGCGGGUGUCCGGGGAGCGCCACGGUGCCAAAGCUGCGCGAGCCGAGGGCGGCGGCCAUGGCCCGGGCAAGGAGCACAAGAUCAUGGUGGGGAGCACCGACGACCCCAGCGUCUUCAGCCUGCCCGACUCCAAGCUCCCUGGGGACAAAGAGUUUGUACCCUGGCAGCAGGACUUGGAUGAUUCUGUGAAGCCCACCCAGCAGGCCCGGCCCACUGUUAUCCGCUGGUCUGAAGGAGGCAAGGAGGUCUUCAUCUCUGGGUCUUUCAACAACUGGAGCACUAAGAUUCCACUGAUUAAGAGUCAUAAUGACUUUGUUGCCAUCCUGGAUCUUCCAGAGGGAGAACACCAGUACAAAUUCUUUGUGGAUGGACAGUGGGUUCAUGAUCCAUCAGAGCCCGUGGUUACCAGUCAGCUUGGCACAAUUAAUAAUUUGAUCCAUGUCAAGAAAUCUGAUUUUGAAGUAUUCGAUGCUUUAAAGUUAGACUCCAUGGAGAGCUCUGAGACAUCAUGCCGAGACCUGUCCAGUUCACCCCCAGGGCCUUAUGGUCAAGAAAUGUAUGUGUUCCGAUCUGAGGAGAGAUUCAAAUCCCCACCCAUCCUGCCCCCUCACCUACUCCAAGUUAUUCUUAACAAGGACACUAAUAUUUCAUGUGACCCGGCCUUACUUCCUGAGCCCAACCAUGUUAUGCUAAACCAUCUCUAUGCGCUGUCCAUUAAGGACAGCGUGAUGGUUCUUAGUGCAACCCAUCGCUACAAGAAGAAGUAUGUCACCACCUUGCUGUAUAAGCCCAUUUGAAGAGGACAUCUCUCCUUGCCUCCAAGGAUUCUGGAGCAACAUCUCCCUUGCCUUUGAACUGACCCGGUCUCCUCUGAGGCUGGAAGGCUGAUUUGUGUUGAGGCUGAUACGUGUGUUUCAGAGCCUCUAAGUAGAGGGCUCUGCUUUUGCAUUUGAUUGCAGAUGAGAGCUUUAUGAGUUCAUGGAGUUUAUUUUAAGAAAAACAAAACCACAUAUAUGCAUAUGAGAAGAAGGUUACUGGGAGCCUCCUAGCCCAGCUGUUUAGGUUCUCUCUGCCUGUGGGUAGUUGCCAGGGCCUGAGUGGGAAGCUGUGGCCACAGGAAUGAGUGUACCAGAAGCUUCUUUUCCUAAAGUGAAAGAAUAGCAAACUCUUAGGAUCCUUGUCAGGCAGAGGUUCUGCCGCUGUACCCUGGUGUCAAAGGGUCAGCUGUGUGCCAGGCUGCAGCCCUCCUUACAGCUGCCUCAUUGCAGGUGGCUUUCCUUGCAUGGAUUGAUUCUGUAUUCCCACAGUAUGUGACGCAAUCUACUGUGUUUUUAUAUGACACUAGAUGCCCCACAAGAACGCUCCUCAUUUUAUGUACUCUGUGUAGUAGUUUCCCUCAGAUCUCAUACACGACCCUUUGGAAAGUUGUAUGGGAUUAGACUCACCUCAGAGACUGGAGGUGCCAAGGCCUCCUUUUUAGCCCAGCAUGGGCCCAACCCAGUUUCUUAGAGCUUACUUUAACGUCUAAAGAAAAGCCGUGGUUCAGAAUCAAGACAGAUGCAGAUCUUCAGUGUGGUCCUAUGUAUUGGGUGCAUGGCACGUGCUCACAGGGCUUCUCCCGGGCCUGGCCCUGUUUCCAGCUGCUCUUUAUCACAGCAGAUGGUUUGUAAUAUAGAAUUGGGGAGCCUUCCGUAUCUUUUAUCCCUGAAAGAGUUUUAUGUGCCUACGUUUUUCUUUAAUAAUAUAAAGAAGCAUAUCCAUCAGUGUUAAUGUCUAUUAAAGAAGCUCAGGCUUUUGACAAAUGGUUCUUAAGAUUUUCUUCUCCAGUCUAGGGAAUUCUACAGUCCUGGGUCACUAUGACCAGACAUGUGUACCUCAUUACCCAAGCACUACUUUCGACCUGAGUUCGUUCCUGCAGGCUCAUCAGACGCACAUACUAGAUGUCCCUACCUUUAAAGCUGUGUAAAGUGAGGAACUACCCCUGGUAUUCAUAACCAUGCACAAUGUUGUUCUUUGCACCAAGUUUUAACGAUAUUUUUUCUUUUGCCUCUUUCAAAUGUGUUUGACAAUGGAGUGGGUCAUCGUUUAUCAUGGACUGAAAAGUACUCAACCCACUCAGGUUUCAAAGAAAAUAUUUUCUUCCAGUAUCUUGACACUUCCGUUUUGCAGAUAAAUGCAAGUCAAGCAUUAAACGUUGUUUAUGGUUGAGAGACUUGAUGUUUGCUGAGAUGAGCCAGCCGCACUGAGGGACCUGCAGGUCAGUUUAGCUACCUCCUGACUUUCCUACCCAUUGGCACAGAUGUCCUCUUUGGAUUCUGAGACCUCCUUGAUCACAAGUGUGAAGCUGGAAAUGGGAUGUUUCACAGGGGGAAUACAGAUUGCUAAAUGCCUUGGUAGGUAAUUGGUGGGGGUGAGUACAGCUUCCUCCACCCUGAGCCACUUCCCCCUCCUCUCUUGUGGAGAACAUGUACUAUCCAGCCAACUUUCUGGAUAGUGUGCCCUUUUGGAAACUAAGGUCUAAUCCUAUCGUAAUCAGCUCGGAGGCUCUUCUGUUCCACUGGAAAGCUUUUUGUUUUGUUUCCCAGUGCCCAUCUAGAACUGGGCCAUGGAAGAGGAUUCGAUCUCAGUUGUUACACAGUGGCUUCUCUUGUAUCUAUCCUUGUUAACAUACGAGCUGGGGUCCUCUAUGUGUUCGUGGGUUAGAUUUUACUCCACACGGGUGUAGCAGUGGAAGGGUUGGGAAGCUGUCUCCAGUCGCAGGCUGAGACUGUCUUAUCAGGUGUGGCUGUGGUGACAGGGUUUUGGUGCUGGUGACCUUCACGUCCUUCUGCUUCUCAUCUGGAAACUAUAGCCCCUGCUUCUCAAGUCUGCUGGUCCCCUUCCUGGGGAGCUCUGUCAUUGUCACCAGGGCACAGUUGUAAAGGGGACAGAGGAGGUCAUUGCUUUUCUAUUAGUUACCUUAAGGGACAGUUUUCUACAGUCAAAAGGUUAGUAGAAUUUGGAAAUAAGGCAAAAACAUUUUAGUCUUCUUAAAUUUCCUUUUUCUCUUCACCUAUGGGAACUUUGCAGUCAGGGUUGGUAGAGUAAAGCAGCCCCGAAGAAGGGCCGCCUACCUCUUAGCCAGCCGUGAUGUCGGAUGAGAGUUAUGAGGAAAUGAAGUAGUGAACGAGCUGAGGAGUGGUGCCAGGAAGCUCAAGGGCCAGGUAACUUGGAACUGAAAAUAUCCUCUUUAAAGGGGAAAAAAUUAAAGCUGGGCAUAGCCUGGAUCCUUGGAUUUCAUUGUACGGAAACCUUAGCAGCCUGUAAAAGUCUUCUCUCAGCCUCGUGCUGCGUCUUUCCUCUGCAUUCUAUUUGAUGUCGUUGGUCAGUAAGACAAGUUCACCAGGGUCUCAAGUCAAAUGCUACCUAAAACACAAGUUGUGGCUUUGCCUGAGUGAAGAACUUUCAUACAAUAGCUGUUAAUCCGCUUCCUGUCAACCUAGACUUGAGUGGGGUUUAUCCACUGUAGGCAACACUCCCGCAGGGCACAUCCGGCUUCGAGAGCACUGCCUCUCAAGUGUGAAGUACAAAGGAGAAGCCAGGUCCCUGAGAGGAACCUCACCCACUCCUAUUGGCUUUGGUUUCUUGUCAAUCUAAUGGAUCUUCCAUAAAUCUUCUGAAAGGUGUCAGUAUUCCGUGCAUGCUGCUGAAGGGAAGAGAAGGGAAAAUGGGGGAAUAGGGCUUUAAAUGUUUGACCUCUAAACAAUAUGCAACAUGUCCCUAUGCGUGUGAGUGAGUGUGUGAUAGCCAUUCUUCUAGAGAUACUUUUGUCCUCACGUUCUUGUGAUUUGGGGCUUAAGAAAGCAGAUAAGUAUUUUGUUCCUGUAUUACGACUCAUGCUCAAAGCUGAGUUCUCGCCAUCUUCUGUCGGACUGCAGACUCCAGUUACUCUGAAGAGGAGACUUGGCGGGAGUGAGGAUCUCCAGAACUCUCUGGUCUAGGCAUUUGUCUAUCCUUUAGUGACCGUCACAGCUGGAGACUAAGGACUGAUUUCUGCAGUGAACUUAGGAAGUGUUUGGGAUAAAAAGUCCAAUCUUUUUUUUUCAACUAAAGGGAAGAAGAAAAAGUCUCAAGUCAGCUACUUGUAGGAUGUGCUCCCUCUUGGAGUCUAAGCUGCACUUUGUCUCCGCUUGUGUUUCUCACUAGUGUUUUGAAGUAAGCAAGCUUCAUUGAAAGUAAAACACUGAGUAGUUCCAACAGAAUUGUGUGUGGCACAGUACUUUUUCAUUAAGAUUGGUGUGAAAUACUAAAUAUUAGGUAUUUGUGGGUGUCAGAUUAUACAGUCAGGGGACACCUACAGGAAGAGUUGUAUCAGGUGUUGGUCAUCUUUUGUUCCCCUCGGUAGAGCACCUUCCGCAGCUUAUCAUUCUAGGCCAGCCUGAUAGCAGUGUUAAUUCGUCCUAAGUUCUGUACCGGGUGGCCCGUCUGAGACUGAAUUAGGCAGGUGUUGGUGGUUUCCACUCUAGCACUUUGUUGUGCAGCGGGGGUGAUGAUGCGAAGACGGUUCCAUGCGCAUGGGUCUCUUCACCGGUGCUGUUUGUGGCCUUUAAUGCUGACUGCAAAGCUGCUUCAGUUAGUUCUCAAGUGGACAGUGACCUGCCUGAAAACUGUAUAAUAGGACGUGGAAAUGUGGGUUUGUUUUGUCCAUAAAACUGUCUAAUAAAAGCAUUA
Chionomys nivalis (European snow vole) is the source of this 4904-nucleotide messenger RNA. RefSeq names its product protein kinase AMP-activated non-catalytic subunit beta 2 (gene Prkab2). The record is from RefSeq and is a predicted model, not a curated record. Gene Ontology annotation, cellular component: nucleus; nucleotide-activated protein kinase complex; cytoplasm. The transcript is spliced from 8 exons. Gene Ontology annotation, biological process: signal transduction. The coding region runs from base 176 to 991 and encodes 271 amino acids. NCBI's taxonomy places the organism in Eukaryota, Metazoa, Chordata, Mammalia, Rodentia, Cricetidae. Gene Ontology annotation, molecular function: protein kinase binding.